Messenger RNA from Sycon ciliatum, 4320 nucleotides. RefSeq lists its product as uncharacterized. The transcript has a single exon. Lineage: Eukaryota; Metazoa; Porifera; Calcarea; Leucosolenida; Sycettidae. The record is from RefSeq and is a predicted model, not a curated record. Bases 1 to 4320 code for a protein of 1439 amino acids. Gene Ontology annotation, molecular function: nucleic acid binding; zinc ion binding. Gene Ontology annotation, biological process: DNA integration.
AUGGAACAAUCACAGGACGAUACCGGAUUUGACCUGUCCUCCGCGACCGAGCGACAGCAGGAAUCUCAAAUGGGUGUCCUGAUGAAAUUUAUGGAGCAGCAGAUGCGUGCAGCUGAGGCUCGUGAUAAGGCGAUGCAAGAUCUGUUCAAGAAUGUUCAGAGCAGGUCGCUAUCACCAUCGCAGCUUCAGUUCACUCCGCAGCCCUCAGCACCAGCUCAGUCCACCUCGCAGACCUCAGCACCACGGCCAGUGAACAGUGUUUCCUGCCCACACUUAUUGUCGUCUGCGACGCUGGCUGAUUUUCACUCCUUCGUUGAAAGCUGGAGAGAUUUUAGUGUUUGCCAGCAUUUGGCCAGCCAGGCUCGUGAGGCCAGAGUGGCAACACUCCGUCAGUGUUUCGAUGAGGAGCUGCGACGUUUUAUCCGAGAGGAUAUUAUUUGCAUACCAGCUUCAGCUGACGUCGACCUGAUGCUGGAGCGCAUUCAGGCGUAUAUCAGACGGCAACGUAAUCCACUGUUGGACCGCAUAGAGUUUUACCAGCGUGUCCAGCAAGCUGGAGAAUCAUUUGAUGCGUUUUACACAGCCCUGUGUGAACUACAAAGUGCAUGCGACUUCUUGUCACACAGCCUAUGUGGAACGUGUGAUGCUCGCUGCUGUGCGCAGUGCAAAGGCCUCGGCCGUACCCUCAAGGAGGAAUCUCUGCGCGACCGCGUCGUCAUUGGUGUGCGGAACGAUGAGACGCGACACAAGUUGCUCGCAACUCAUGGUCUCACGCUCGACCAGGCUGUCACCCUCUGUCGGACGGAGGAAGCAGCAUACCACACCAAGGCACACAUGCCCAGUCCUGGCCUCCAGGCAAGUGCUGCCAAGCAGUCGGCGUACAAGCAGCAGAAACGUCACAAGCCAGCUGACUCUAAGCCAAGUGAGGCAUCAAGUGCGGCCAAGUCCACUUGUCCAAAUUGUGGUCGUUCUGAGCACACGAAAUCUGUAUGUCCUGCCAAGGGCAAGAAGUGCAACUCCUGUCAUGGCAUUGGGCAUUUUCAGCGAAUGUGCAAGAGCCAGAAACAGCCCAAGACUAGCUCUGCUGCCAAGCUUGGACAGCUGAAGCUACAGCGUGCGUCUCGCGUGGACCGUCGCACAGUACCUGUUUCGACCAUGCUGCAAACAGAGGAUCAGCCAUCCCAACUGUCCUGGACACCAGACACAGGCAGUGACAUUGAUGCCAUUGGCGAGGAGCACCUCACGCAGAUCGGUGGGUUCGUCGAGAACUUAGAUGACGACCACGACUGUGUGCAGGCUGUGACCGGUGAGCCGCUACGCAACCUGGGCAAAAUACGUGCGACUCUACGAGUCGGUGAGACGCAGCAUGAAACCGUCAUCCAUGUGUACAAGGGUCUACACGAUGCCCUGCUCUCUCAUACCUCAUUGCGUGCGCUGAAGUUUCUCCCACCUGAUUGGCCAGUCCAAUUCACCGCUGAACACGAGGGUGCAUCUUCACCCAAGAUCUGUGCAGCUGUUUCGUCAUGCGCUCAUCCUAGUGAUGCUGAGUUAGCGCGGACACGUGAGCAGCUCCUGCAAGAGUUCGCUGACGUUUUCUCGGAUUCCGGUCUGAAGCCAAUGGAAGGUCCGCCAAUGGAAAUUGAGCUACAGCAUGAUUCUAAGCCUUCCUGUGUGCACACUGCUCGACCAAUACCGUAUGCAUUCCGUGACCAGAUCAAGACUCAGCUCGACGGCAUGGUCAGCGACGGGAUCAUUGAACCAGUGACGGAGCCUAGUGAAUGGUGCCAUCCGAUUGUCAUAGUAGACAAGAAGGGCAGCACUGAGAAGCGCCUCACAGUUGACUUCAAGCGGCUGAACGACCAAGUCCGUCGUCCCGCGCAUCCCGUACAUACGGCACGUGACGUUGUCUCUGGAGUUGGCUCUGCUAAGUUCUUUACGAAGCUCGAUGCAAGGCACGGCUACUGGCAGAUUCCUCUCAGUGACACUGCUCAGGAAUUCACCACGUUUAUCACCCCGUACGGCAGAUAUCGUUAUCUACGGAACCCGCAGGGUCUAAUAUCUGCUGGGGAUGAGUUCAACCGGCGCACUGAUGCUGCGUUCUCUGCCAUCCCGCGUCUCGGCAAGGUAGUCGAUGAUUGCCUAGCGUACGACGACGACUUUCUGUCGCAUGUCAGCCACGUGCGCGAGAUUCUGCUCUGCGCCAGGGAGCAUGGUAUCACGUUCAGCCCCGCCAAGUUUGUGUUCGGUACGCAACGUAUCCAUUUCUGCGGCUACAACGUCACGCCUGAUGGCUGGGUCGUCGACGAUGAUAAGACGUCCGGUAUUCGCCAGUUUCCAGUACCCGCCAACAGAACUGAUCUCCGUUCGUUCCUCGGUCUAGUGAACCAAUGUGGCGAGUUCACUCCACAUCUAGCCGAGUUGACCAAUCCUCUGCGUGGCCUGCUCAAGACCUCCCGUGAGUUCAUGUGGGACGCUAGCCACACUGCAGCGUUUGAACAGACACAGGAAGCUCUCUUGUCUCCUCCGGUUCUCGCUUUCUAUCAAGUUGGUCAAGACCUCCGGCUUGAAACCGAUGCAUCCGCUCUAAGAGGUCUCGGAUUCGUGCUUUGGCAAAAGCAGAAUGAUCAGUGGCGUAUUAUUCAGUGUGGAUCCCGCUACCUGUCUGAUGCUGAAACCCGUUAUGCUGUCAUCGAGUUGGAAAUGCUCGCUGUAGUAUGGGCCGUGCGCAAAUGCCGCAUCUACCUGUCUGGUGCGCCAUUUGAAGUAGUCACCGACCACAAGCCCCUGAUUCCGAUCAUCAACUCAUAUUCGUUGGAUCAGAUCGAGAACCCGCGUCUUCUCCGAUUACGCCUCAAGCUCCAAGCCUAUCAGCUGCAGGCAUAUUGGCGAAAAGGUUCUGAAAAUGCCUUCGCCGAUGCGCUGUCCCGGAAUCCUGUUGGCAUUCCUUCCACCACUGAUGAGCUUGGUGAAGCCCCGUCGCUUCAUUGCCGCAGCAUUCAGAUCUGCAUGGUGCACUCUGACACUGAGCCGAAUGCGAAUCUCAAGGUUGCAGAGCUGCGGGAAGCUGCAGCUGCAGAUGCCAUGUACCAGUCAUUGAUUGAGUGUAUCUUGACUGGAUUCCCUGAUCGCCAGCAGAAGUUGCCUGCUCCGUUACGUGCGUACUGGAAUGGACGUGAGCAUCUCUCCGUCGACCAUGGUAUUGUGUUGAAGGGCAACCGCAUUGUUGUUCCUGAAUCAUUGCGUGCUCAGGUAUUGCACAACCUCCACGCUUCACACCAAGGCCUAGUGCGUACUAAGUCUCGUGCGCGUCAGCUUGUAUACUGGUCCGGUAUCACCAAGGACAUUGAUACACUCGUUCGUUCUUGUCCUGCUUGCCGCGAACACCAGUCGUCCCAGCCAGCUGAGCCCCUGCUGAACGACCGCACCCCGACACUACCGUUUGAAUGUGCAUCUGCCGAUUUGUUCACUUGUCAAGGUCACGACUUCCUUGUGUAUGCAGAUCGUUUGACCGGUUGGCCCUGUGUCGCGCGUACUGGCCGCACCACCUCAUCGCAUGACGUGAUACUAGCAUUCCGUCGCUGGUUCUCUGAUGUUGGUGUUCCUGCUGUGCUGUGUACAGAUGGUGGUCCCCAGUUCUCCUCGCAUAAGUUUGCUGAGUUUUGUAAGCGCUGGCAGGUAAACCAUGUCAUGUCCUCUCCCCACUACCCGCAGAGUAAUGGGCACGCCGAAGCUGCUGUCAAAGCCAUGAAGCGUCUUAUCACCAAGACAACCGUGAAUGGCAAUCUUGACACAGAUGACUUCCGCCGAGGGCUACUGGAAUGGCGAAACACACCUGGCUCCUCUGGUCAGAGCCCCGCUGAGCUCCUAUAUGGCCGCUCUCUCCAGUCAUUCGUCAUUGCACAUUGGAAGGAGUUUGAUUCAUCCUGGCUCUCCAAAGCGACGACACGUGAUGAGACUGCCAUGCCAUCCGACGAUUCCGUCACAGACAAGUCGUCAACUCGUCGCUCGUUGCCGCAGCUCCGCCUCGGCACCCACGUGGAUGUUCAGCAUCCGCGCACCAAGCAGUGGUCUAUUCGUGGGGUCAUUGUUGCUGUCGGUAAUCAUCGGGACUACCUAGUGAAGUUGCCGAGUGGUCGCAUUUAUUGGCGGAACCGCAGAUUCCUGCGUCCGUAUCGCCCACUUGUGCCUGCACCGCUUGUUGUCCAACCGGCUGCUGCUGACGCCUCUUCCCCGCCGCCGCCGUCCCGCCGCAGCGCACGUCAGCGCAAGCCACCCCAGCGUUUAAACAUUGGUUCGCAUCAUGGACAGUCCUAUGAUUGA